ACUGUAGAAUAUUGCCGGAGACAAAGUUUGAGGCAGAGCCCUGUUUUGGGGAAAGAUAAGUGUACAUGGGGACCCUCGUAUUGGUGCUCUAGUGAUGAGCAUGCCCGUGAGUGUGGACUUGUUGAAUAUUGCAAAGGCGAAGCUCUAGGAAAAAAUAAAUGUACAUGGGGACCCUCAUACUGGUGUUCUAGUGACGAAAACGCUCGUCUGUGUGGAACUGUAGAAUAUUGCCGGAAACAAAGUUUGAGGCAGAGUACUGCUUUGGGUAAAGAUAAGUGUACUUGGGGGCCCUCGUAUUGGUGCUCUAGUGAUGAACAUGCUCGUAAUUGCGGGACUGUUGAAUAUUGCAAAAACGAAGCUUUAGGGAAGAAUAAGUGUACAUGGGGACCCUCAUACUGGUGUUCUAGUGAUGAAAAUGCUCAGCAGUGCGGUACUGUUGAAUAUUGUCAGAAACAAGAAUUGGGAAGAGACAAGUGUACAUGGGGUCCUUCAUAUUGGUGUGCUAGUGAUGAAAAUGCUCGUCAGUGCGGAGUUGUUGGAUAUUGCAAGCAAUAAAUGUGGAAUGGUGAUUUUACUGCAAAUGAGUAAUUGGCUUUGAACGAGACAGCUGAUUGAUAAUGUGUAUUGGAAACAUACAUCGGUUUUCUCAUUCAUAACACGAGAACAUUUUGCAGUUUACAGUGUUUAGGUGUCAAACAUUCCUGCUUAUUUGUAAUGUUAUAUUUAUGGUAUUAGAAGUUUGCUGUGUGUUCCUCCUAUAAUAAUAAUUAUUUUUUUUGAAGUAUGACAAGGUAAUUCUAUUAAUUCAAUCUUUGGAAAACUGUUUAACAGAAGUUUGAUGUGUAUAGGAAACCUAGCAAUGUUUGGUGAACCUGUUUACUGUAUUGUUAAUUGUAUUAUCACUUUAUUGGAUUGAAUUCUAGUUUUGUAAUAGUUUCCAUAACUAUGUAAUUUAUUAUAUAAGAAAUAUAAUUCUGCAUUCACGUA
This is a messenger RNA of Nomia melanderi (Alkali bee), 987 nucleotides long. The record is from RefSeq and is a predicted model, not a curated record. NCBI's taxonomy places the organism in Eukaryota, Metazoa, Arthropoda, Insecta, Hymenoptera, Halictidae.